AGUGAUCACGUGACCUAACUUCCAUCUUGGGCUUCAGCCACGAGGUUUCGUGAACGAAACGACAAUUUUGUUAUUUGGUAGAAAUUAAUUUUUACUUUUUGAGCUGACAAUAUCAGUCAUGCCGUCUAGUAAUCCUUUACCUCCAAAAGAAAAUUCAUUGUUCAAACGGAUUCUGAAAUGCUACGAACAAAAGCAAUACAAAAAUGGUUUGAAAUUUGCAAAGCAAAUUUUGACAAAUCCAAAAUACGCCGAUCAUGGAGAAACGUUGGCGAUGAAAGGUCUGACCCUGAACUGCCUGGGCCGCAAGGACGAGGCCUACGAGUACGUGCGCCGUGGCCUGCGCAACGACCUUCGCUCGCACGUGUGCUGGCACGUGUACGGCCUGCUGCAGCGGUCCGACAAGAAGUACGACGAGGCCAUCAAGUGCUACCGCAACGCGCUCAAGUGGGAGAAGGACAACAUUCAGAUUCUCAGGGAUCUCUCCUUGCUGCAGAUACAGAUGCGCGAUCUGGAGGGCUAUAGGGACACACGCUACCAACUGUUCAUGCUGAGACCGACACAACGAGCUUCAUGGAUCGGUUUCGCUAUGGCCUACCACCUUCUCAAAGACUAUGAAAUGGCUCUCAAAAUAUUGGAUUCGUUUAGAAAAACCCUAGUUUGUAAUGCUUACGACUACGAGCAUAGUGAACUGUUGCUGUAUCAGAAUAUGGUGAUUCAGGAAUCUGGGGCUUUGGAAGAUGCACUCAAACAUCUGGAACAGUUUCAUACUCAAAUCUGUGAUAAGCUGUCUGUGGAUGAGACAUGGGCAAACCUGUACCUGCGACUGGAACGUUACGAUGACGCAUGCGACAAAUACAAACAGCUGCUGCAGCGCAACCCGGAGAACAUGGGCUAUUACACGUGGCUGCAGGAUGCGUUGCAGCUCAAAACCAGCGAAGAACGGUGCAAGCUGCUUGUCGAGUACUGCGAGAAGUUCCCUCGCGCCCUUGCUCCGGCCAGGCUUAUACUCAAAUAUGCCACAGGUGAUGUGUUCAGAAAAGAGGUAGACAAGUACCUGAGACGAGGUCUGCACAAGGGUGUACCUCCCCUCUUUGUCGACUUGCGCUCUCUCUACAAGGACAAGGCCAAGGUAGCCAUCAUUCAGGAACUCAUCUUCAGCUAUAUAGAUGCACUCGACAAGACUGGCUCGUUCAGUAUAGAAGAAUCGAAAAACGAGAGUUUAGCGAAAGAACCAGCCUCGGCGCUGCUGUGGGCCUACUACUACCUGGCUCAGCACUACGACUACCUCGGGGACACCGAGAAGGCGCUGCAUUACAUCAACAUGGCCAUCGACCACACGCCCACGCUCAUUGAGCUAUUCGUUACCAAGGGCAGGAUAUACAAGCAUGCGGGAAAUGUGAUGGAAGCGUUCACAUGGCUGGAUGAGGCUCAGGAACUGGACACGGCUGACAGGUACAUCAACUCCAAGUGUGCCAAGUACAUGCUCAGAGCCAAUCUCAUUAAGGAGGCUGAGGAAACAUGCUCUAAGUUCACCAGGGAAGGAGUGUCAGCCAUGGAAAGCCUGAAUGAGAUGCAGUGCAUGUGGUUCCAAACAGAGUGCGCUUUGGCCUAUCAGAGGCAAGAGAAGUGGGGUGAUGCCCUCAAAAAAUGUCACGAAGUCGACAGGCAUUUUUCUGAAAUAAUUGAAGACCAGUUCGACUUCCACACGUACUGCAUGCGUAAGAUGACGCUACGCUCGUACGUCGGCCUGCUACGUUUGGAGGACGUACUACGUUCGCACCCAUUCUACUUCCGGGCGGCGCAGUGUGCCAUCCAGGUGUAUCUGCGGCUGCAUGACAAACCGCUGCAGGACGAGAACACGGAACAGGAGCUCAAUACAGAGAACCUAGCGCCGUCUGAGCUGAAAAAGCUGCGUAACAAGCAGAGGAAAGCGAAACGCAAAGCUGAGCUGGAAAAGGCGCAACAAGUGGCGGCCGCUGAGAAGCGGGAGCAGCACAACAAGUCACGGCAGGCCGGGGGCGGAGGGGCUGGUGGGGCGGCUGGAGGCGGAGGCGGUGGUGGGGGUGGAGGUGCCACUGAGGCUGAACCCGAUCUGCCACAGCUCGAUGAGUUGGUGCCUGAUAAGUUGGCUAGGGCUGAAGAUCCCCUGGGCCAGGCGAUUAGAUUUCUGCAGCCGCUGCAACAGCUGAGCGCCAACCAGGUAGAGACACAUCUCAUGGGAUUCGAAAUAUACUCCAGGAAAGAGAAACCGCUGCUAAUGCUGCAGUGCGUUCGACGUGCGUGGCGCCUGGCACCUUCGCACGCAGAGGUGCACGCGUGCGUGGUGCGAUUCGCGCAAGCGUGGCAGCGCUGGCAGAGCCAGAGUCCCCCCCUGGACCCCGCCGUCAACACGGUCAUCAGCCAACAGAUGCAGCCCAUACUGCAGGGGCGCACCGCCCUCCAGAUCAACACACAGUUUCUGGCUGCCAACGGCGACAGUUUGCCGGCUGUCUUCCAAGCUGCAAAGAUGAUGUACCACUUGGAUCCUUCGACACAACAGACUGCUAUCAAACUGGUUACAAAUCUCAGCCCAACGAUACAGAAUGUCACUCUACAGAUGUGCUCAAACAUCCUGAAAUCGCUGAAGUCGGGCGACUUUGGUGACUGCGAAGAGGCGAGCUUAGCUUACGCGACCGUGUGCCGCGAACGCUUCCCGCACGCGACCGAGUUUCAGCAGCAGUCGCUUGCGACCGCGACCAGCGACAAGUCGCAGUCGGAUGCGGCCUCGCAACAUGUCCUCGAAAGCCAAGAGAACCAGGUUAGCAACUGACCUCAGCUAGUAUGCAGUCCACCGCGAACCAUGUCGUGUCGUGUCGUGUCGUUCAACUACUGACAGGUCACCAAAAACAUGUCGUGUCGUGUCGUUCAACUACUGAUGCGUCACCACAAACAUGUCACAGACUCCUCACAAAAAGCUUUGAAAUGAACAGUAGUGUGUGUGCAAGUUAUUCUGUAAAUUUGAUUUUCAAUACUAUUGAAAUAAUAGUAAUUCUUCUCAAUUGGAAAUGUUUCAAAUGAUGGACGAUGGAAGUAACUAUGUAAAUUGCUGUUUAUGGAAGUGUUUCUGUAAAUUUCAGUUCAAUAUUAUUAAUCUAAGGCUGGGCACACGCCGAUUAGUCAAAACAAAACUAGUCACGUUUAGUCACAAUACUUCACAUAGUUGCUCAUGAAGACAUGUCUAAUUGCAAUGACUAUCAGUGUGAGUUGCGUCAUAAGCAACAAUGUGAAGUAUUGUGACUAAACGUGACUAGUCUUGUCUUGACUAACCGGUGUGUGCCCAGCCGUACUUGUCACUGAUUUUUCAUGAUAGUGACUCUUGGAAAUGAUUUUGAAUACCAUUGAAGACUCCAUUAUUGAAUAUCAUUAAACACUAUGCAAUGGUGUACAGUUCGUGGAAGAAAUUCGCAAUUGAAUUUUAAUUCUAUAGAAUAUUAUUUAUAAACUAGUUGAUUUUCAAAAUUGUACAAAAAUGAUUUGGAACAAAAUCUAAAAUUAGGUUUCAAGUGACUAUUUGUAGUCAAUACUAUACAAAAAUGAUUUUGAGCAAUUUCUUUGAAUUAUGGUUCAAAAGACUAUCUAGAGUUCUGUAGAAUAUUAUAUAACCUAGUUAAUUUUCAUUACUUUACAAAAAUGAUUUAGAACAAAAUCUUUGAAAUGGAGUGCAAAUGACAACUUGCAAUAAAAAAAUGAUUUUGAACAAUAUCUUCAUCAAGUGACUAUCUGUCAAUUGGAGACUCUUCAAUGAUGUAUGAAAGUACUAUGUACUGUGAAAAUUGAUUUGAAUGCUAUUGAAGUGAUAGUGGAUUAUCAAUGGAAAAAAUUUCCAUUUCUGAACAAAUACUUGUAUUGAAAUAGGAUUUAAUUUGAAUCCUAAUAAAAACUCCUUGAUUGGUUUUCAUAACUAUGAAAUUAUGUUCAUUGAAUUGACAAUGUAAAAAAUGGAAUUGAAUGUAAAUUUGAUCUUCAAUACUAUUCAAAUAGAAGUGGUCCUUUUCAAUUUAAAGAUCUUCUCCAUUAUUGAUUUUAGAUCUCUCAAUAUCAUUUCAUUACUAUUGAAUUUGUAGCUCUCUGUAAAGUUUUUUAUGAAAGACUUUGGUCCCGUUGCACAAUAGCCGUUUAAAUUUUAACUGUGAUAAAUUUCACGAGAACCAAUCAGGAAGGCGUUUUUGAAAAGACACGGUUAAAAUUUAACCGGCUGUUGUGCAACCGGCACUUUAUCUUUUGGGUCUCCUGAUGAUUUUUGAGGAAAUUUCAUAUAUACAACCAAGUAAUGAACUAUUUAUUUAUAAUUAUACAUUGAAACACAAUAUUGGAAUGAAAAAACAGACGCUAACCAAAAUUUCUUCUAUUUCCAAAUUUAGUCUAAUGAAAUGUCCAGAGUGGUGGUUGAGUUUACAUCACAAAAAGAAAUUAACAUCAAAAUGAAUAACUAGUGUAAGCUAUAACAUUUUGAUUUUCAAUUUUGAUAGAUUAGUCUAUUCCAAAGGAACUUGGCCGCAGCACUUUAAUAUUCUCUCUGUCCAUAAAAUAACAAUUACAGCCUGUUUUGAAACCUUUAUUCCAAGAAAAUUUGUACGUGUUCAUAAUUUUUAUUAGGUUAUUCGAGUAAAUAAUAUCACAAAAAUCAGAGAGUAUACUAAAUUGAGUGUUCUAAAAAAUUAUAGUUUCCAAAAGUAAGUUAUGUUCAAAAUUGGAAUAAAUUUCAAAACAUUAUGUGGAACAUAAUUAUUUUGAUGAUCCUUCUAUAUUAAGGUGCGUACAGAUUUACGCGCCGCGAACAUGAGCAAUUUACUUUUAAUCAGCUGAUGCCAAGCUUUUUAUAUCUGUAUCUUACCGUUUCUGUAAAAAUACAGAUAUAAUCAGCUGAUUAAAAGUAAAUUGCUCAUGUUCGCGGCGCGUAUAUCUGUACGCACCUUAAUACGCCACUCUAUUGGUAAAAUAUAAUUUUUCUGAUCCACCAGAAUCUGAGAUGAUAAUACCUCAAUAUUCAAUACUUGAUAGUUGCUCUAAACUCAAAUCCUAUAUUCUGAAACCAAAUUGUAAGAAACUUCUGUAAUCAACAAUUAAAAUUGUAAACUUAGUUUGUGACAAUCAAAUAUUGGAUAUUGUUGUAACAAAUAACUUAUUGUAUCGAUAUUGAACCUCGGAUAAAUACAUGUUGAGCUGUAUUUACAUCUAACGACACCAGACAGAAACCAGAGAUCACAGAAAAUAAUAUUCACUUAAUUUAUGUAAAAACGUGAAUGUAGCGCGCCAGAGAAAAAUAAUAUACUUCAUUAUAAUUUGUUUGACAACAAAAUAUUAAACACGUCUAUUUGUAUCAGACAAACACAGAACAGUCUGUUGGUUACUGUGAUAUGUGUCUGUAUGGUGUCGUGUGGUGUAAAUAAAAACUACAAUUUCUAUCAUAAGCUAAGGAUAGCAUCUAAUAAUUUUGUUGUUUGUUUGUCAGUGAUAGAUAGGUAUUUACAAAAAUAAAAAUCCCUUGUAAAAUACAUCAUCUUCCCUACUAAUUAAUGUAGAAUUAAGUAAAGUUAUUUGGCUUAUUGAAUAAUAAAACAGAUUGUAAAAUAUUUGUAGUAUAAUCAUUUCUAGAAACUAGAUACUGUACUCCUCAAGUAUGAACUAUUUUCUUUGGUUUUUGCAGAAUACAAAUUCGUGACAUGGAACUUUCAGAACUGUUUUUGACUAGUGUUAUGAAUGAAACGCAAUAAUUCUCAAUCUAUUCUAUAAAUAUUGAUAAAAUUGUUGUACAGUUUACAUCUGAAUCAUCAACUACCACCGAAAAGUGUGUGUGAGUGGAAACAUCAUCGGUGAAAAUUUAAAGUGAGAUUUAAUUUAGAUGUGUUGUAGAAUGUGUGACAGUUUUUAAAUGAUAUUAUUUAGGAGAUACUGAAUUGAAGAUUAUUUUUAAUAAGCUGAUCAGUUCAAUCGAAUGUUUUCACAGAUAUU
Messenger RNA from Nilaparvata lugens (brown planthopper), 5991 nucleotides. It is a transcript of the gene Naa15-16, whose product is annotated as N-alpha-acetyltransferase 15, NatA auxiliary subunit. The transcript has 16 exons. Gene Ontology annotation, biological process: N-terminal peptidyl-methionine acetylation. The coding region runs from base 119 to 2809 and encodes 896 amino acids. Gene Ontology annotation, cellular component: NatA complex; cytoplasm. Gene Ontology annotation, molecular function: protein binding; protein-N-terminal amino-acid acetyltransferase activity. The record is from RefSeq and is a predicted model, not a curated record. Lineage: Eukaryota; Metazoa; Arthropoda; Insecta; Hemiptera; Delphacidae.